AAGAAAGAGAGGGGUAUCAGAUAGAGCCAGAGAGAUGGAGUGGAGACCGAUAAUCUUGACGGAGCCGGAGGCCAAUGACGUGUUCAGGCAAGUCCAAUCGAACGGGGUGACGAUCGCUCUAGAUGGAUUAUCUCGUGCAAAAGCCAUCGAGGUUAUCGAUUCGUUCCUCAAUCAAUACGAGGAAUGCUUUUGGACAAUAGUGAUCCGCCAGAUCAGCUUUGCGAUCAGAGAAGAGCUCCUAAAAUCUAGGAAUGUGAUCGACGUAAAGUUGGUUAGAGAAGUUGUCGAGUAUCUUUCAAACCGCCGCGGCGUGGAGAAGAAGAAGAAGGUGGAAGGUUUAGAGGAGAAGAAGAAGGAUGAGGAGGAGGAGAGCUCGGAGGGCUCGGGGGAGGAGUCUGAAGAUGAAGAAGAUUCGGAUCAGGAUUUGAAAAAGGAAGAGGAUUCGGAUGAGGAUUCUGAUGAUAUGGAGGUGGUGGUGGUGGCGGAGGGGGAAACGGAGGUGGUGGCUGAUGAGGAGGAGGAGAUAGAUGAUUUAAAAGAUGAUCCAAUAACGAGACAAGAAUGCAUCGAGGAUUUGGUGGUACUGUCCAGUGAGAAGGGAUUGAGUGUGAAAGAAGGCGAGGAGGAUGAGAUCCUGGAUAUGAUGAUUCCCUACCUCCGCGGAUGCCUCAUGUAUACCAAGGGCAUCAUGAUUUUCCUGAGAAGGGUGAGAGAGCAUAUUGAUAGGUGUAGCACCCUCAACGAUUUGGAGACGGUGAAGGCCGCCCUCGAGAAUAGCAUUUUUCGUGAAGAAUAUGAGGACUGGAAAAAGGAGAAGACCAGUACCAGUAGGAUGGAGGAUGUGGCUGAUGCUAAGGACCAAGUUAAUCAUCAGUUAAAGAAGAAUAUGGUGCCAACUAAGGAAGAAGCGAUUGCUGCCCCCAUGAACCAGAUAAAACAAGAAAAAAGAGUAUGUGGAGAUAUAAUGGAAAUUGAAGAAAUGGAGACUUUGACCCCCUUGAACCUGCCAGAACAAGCAGAAGAAAGUACGGGCAAUGCUAUCAAAGAAAGUUUGGAAAGGGGUGGAGCUAAUAAGAGAAAGCUUUCCCAGAUCUAGCCCGGGUAUUAAGUUUGUUUAGCAGGUUGAGGAUAUGGGAGUCUAGUAUGUAAUAGUUUGGAAUAGACUGACCAACAAGAUAUUAACAAAUUAGAAUUAUUCAGUUUUUUGUUUUGUUCCUCGUUUAUAUGAGAAUUUUGCGUUACGUUAGCGUUAGCUCCCUAACCUCUCCUAAUUUAGUUGUAGAUUGCCUUAAAAUCAUGUCAU
Molecule: messenger RNA, 1303 nt
Organism: Rosa chinensis
Lineage: Eukaryota; Viridiplantae; Streptophyta; Magnoliopsida; Rosales; Rosaceae
Product: U3 small nucleolar ribonucleoprotein protein MPP10
Exons: 4
Coding region: 35-1096 (353 amino acids)
Source: RefSeq, a predicted model, not a curated record